GUUCGAGCGCUGAAUCACAAGACUUUUUCAGUUGCGAAUGAUGCGAACGCCGAAUAUCUUUAUCCGCUAAAAUUUUCUCUAAUGCACGCACGAUAAACAUUUCUUUAGCUUUCAAGGAAAAACUUUGCAUAUUGUCAAGAUCCUUCACAUUAAGAUAAAAUUUGUUGAUGGGCGAUAAGGUCAGCUACCACGCACACCCCCACAACACACAAGUGUUUAUCAGGUAGUAUUUUCUUUUGCACUAAUUAAAACACAUCAUUUUACAAUUUAAUUAAAAAUACCGAAGGCAUCGAUUAGAAAAUAUACAGAAAAUACAUAUGUGUAAGCAAAGAAAAACCACCAAAUAUUGUCCACUGUCCUUUCAUGAAAAAUAAACGUCAUCAAUGAUUGUCAAUACAACACUAUUUAAGUCGAUAAAUGAAAAAUAUCGAAAGUUACGUGACAGAGUGACACAUGUGAUGUAAACUUUGAAAAAUUUUAUUUUAUAAUCCCAGAUUCAAAUAAGGCAUGGUUUUAGGCGCUUGGCAUUAAGAAAAUGUACUGAUAUAAUAAUUUAAAUAAAAAUAACUUCGUAAUCCAAUAAGUUACACUAAAAUCCAAUUAAAUAAAUUAAAUUUCAAUUAAAGUAAGGAAUUACGUAAAAUACUCAUAAUUAUGAAUCAAACUAGUUAUAAUUUCAUUCCAUUUUUGUAUAUUUGAUUUAAUAAAUAAUUUAUAUAUUUUAACAUAUGUUUUUAAACUAAAUUAGUUUAAUACAAGUGCAAUCAUAAAAUUUCUUCCUCUCCCAAUAUCCGGUAUAAAUUAUUUUAAUAAGUUCACAUCACUAGAUUAUAUAUAUAAACGAUAAUUUUUCUUUUAUCCGUUUAAUUGACAUGGUCGAUUACUAACUUCCAUUACUAUGUGCGCCCUUUUAAAAACAGUAAACACAAUUCUUGAAUUCCUAUAUAUUUUAUGCAAUCAGGUUAAAGGCAAUAUAUAAGAAAGUAAUUUUCUAGUAAUCUUUAGAAAAAUGGAAGUAUUCAAUAAAUUUAAUGAAAGAUUUCCCUGCCGGAAAAAAGUGUUAAAAACUCUUAUCAAUUUGAUUGGACAUAGUGAAGAAAUGCUUCCGGCUGCUAUUCAUAUUUAUGGUCAUACAGGUACAGGAAAAACUUCGUUACUUAAAAGUUUACUUAAUGAAAGCAUACGGCGUAAUAAAAAUAAGUUAAACGUAGCAUUCGUCAAUUGUGUGGAAAGUUAUACUUCAAGAAUACUUUUUGAAAAUAUUUUGGAAUAUAUAAGCAAUGAGAUUGCGGAUGAUAUUAAGACCGAAAACUUAAAAGACUUUGUGGAACAAUUGCGGCGCUUACAAUCACAGCCAGAAGCUCAGUAUAUAAUUGCUUUAGACAAUGCGGAGAGGCUUAGGGACAUGGAUGCAAAUGUGUUACCAUCUUUGUUACGUUUGCAACAACUUUGUGGUCUGAAUAUUUGUGUUAUAUUAAUUUCACAACUUCCAUUAGAAAAGUUUUAUUGUAAAACUGGUAUUGAUGAUCCCAUUACACUAUACUUUCCUCAGUACACAAAAUCUGAAACACUGGAAAUAUUGAGUACUGACUUCAAAAAUGCCCAAAAACUUAUGGUUGCAAUACUCAAUCGUAAGAAACCAGAGAAUCUAUCAACAAAACUGCAGAUAGUUUAUACAGUAACGAGAGAGUUUUUCAACAAUUAUUUAAAUCUAUUUUUGGGCGUCUUUUAUAAAGCUUGUCGUGAUCUCUCAGAAUUGAAGAUUACUGCGAGAAAAUGUUUUACAUUCUAUAUGGAACCUAUAUUGGAUGGUACGGUUAUAAUGUCGGAUGUUUCGCGUCUAUGGCGUUGUAUUGCCGGUCAACUACGAACAGCGCUAACACAAGUAUAUAUACGAAGUGGUCAACCAGAGACUCCAGCUGUAAACAAUGAUAAAGAGAUCUUAAAAGUUGCUCAAUCUCUGGAACUGCCUUAUUAUGGCAAGUAUUUGUUAAUAGCUGCUUUUAUCGCCAGUUAUAAUUCAUCAAAAGAAGACAAACGUUUGUUUGUAAAGAAUCAUGGUAAACGACGAAAGCGUUUGCAAAAUAUCAAUGCGAAUGCUAAAGUAACAGAGAAAAUGAAUACUUAUAUUGGGCCAAAAUCAUUCAGUGUUGACCGCCUUUUAGCCAUAUUUUAUGCAAUACUUGAGGAGAAAGUUGGUUUAACUUGUAACUUGCUUUCACAAGUUUCAACAUUAGUCAAUCUUAAACUACUUAGUUUUGUUUCGGGCGAAAAUGUAAUGGAUGGUACGUCGCGUUUGCAGUGUACAGUCGGACUGGAUUUUGUUAUAUGCAUAAGUCAAGUAGUAGGGUUUAAUGUGCGCCAGUACUUGAGCGAUUUUAAUUAAUGAUUUUUAUAUAAUUAUUUUGUUUUUGUUUUUGAUUAUUUAGUUUGAAAAUAUUUGUAAUAAAUAAGUUGGCAAAUCGCUAAUAUGUAUCGUUUCC
Bactrocera oleae (olive fruit fly) is the source of this 2483-nucleotide messenger RNA. RefSeq names its product origin recognition complex subunit 5 (gene Orc5). Gene Ontology annotation, cellular component: nucleus; nuclear origin of replication recognition complex. Gene Ontology annotation, molecular function: ATP hydrolysis activity; DNA replication origin binding. The record is from RefSeq and is a predicted model, not a curated record. Gene Ontology annotation, biological process: DNA replication; DNA replication initiation. NCBI's taxonomy places the organism in Eukaryota, Metazoa, Arthropoda, Insecta, Diptera, Tephritidae.